AUGCCACGUCAAAAUUGCUUGGUCGAUCGGAACCUGCAUACAGCAAAAUGUGUCAAGCCCCCCAAGCGAGUACAGAGACGAUCUAGCGCCAAACAAGCCCCAAUUCAGCGCGCUACAGCUGGGCAGCUUCUCAGUCGGGAGACUGGGUUUCCUCCACAUACCAGAACGUAUCCAUCCUCAUCUAUUUGUAGCGGUCGUAUCUCGGGAUUUCCGGUUUCUGUUGUCCCCGCCACAAGGUUUCACGCGCAACCCACCGUGUCUCAUCUGGAUGGUUUGCGUCUACAUUUGACAUCAGAUCCCAAUUCGGGCAGACCACCAUCCUUAGGAAGUCGAACAUCCUCCGUUCGUCCUCCACCGUUAGCUCAUCCUGAACACUGCCCUCAUACAUCUUCCUCCUCCUUCUUAAGAGCAUCUGGAGCUCGGAGUUGGAAUUCACCCGUGGUCUCGCUUCCCCACUUAAAAGAUGGCGUACAGUUCCCAGAUCCACGUGUUCUGCAACAUCUGAUGGGUAUUGAUGAAGCGACUGCAGAACGUUUGUUGGCUAACACCCGCUUCAACAAUUUAUACUCCCUCACUUUGGCCACAUUGGCUGGCAACGGUGCGGGCGGGAGCGACGCACGGAAGCAUCUGUUGAAUAAUGGUUCCACGAACAUUCUGAAAUAG
Messenger RNA from Dicrocoelium dendriticum, 663 nucleotides. The record is from the annotation of a GenBank genome assembly. NCBI's taxonomy places the organism in Eukaryota, Metazoa, Platyhelminthes, Trematoda, Plagiorchiida, Dicrocoeliidae.